ACUGUGUUGCCCGGGCUAGAGUGCCGUGGCGUCAGCCUAGCUCACAGCAACCUCAGACUCCUGGACUCAAGCGAUCCCACUGCCUCAGCCUUCCGAGUAGCUGGGACUCUCCUGAGCUCAAACAACCUGCCCGUCUCGGCCUCCCAGAGUGCUGGGAUUACAGGCGUGAGCCACCGUCUCUGUGACACCUGCCUCCUCCAAGGUCACGCCCUGCAGGACCGAAGGCCAAACAUGUGCACCCAGGGGCUGUCGGUCCUUCCGCGGAGCAGCAGAAGGUGA
Messenger RNA from Propithecus coquereli (Coquerel's sifaka), 279 nucleotides. Its product is annotated as serine/threonine-protein kinase Nek4-like. The annotation marks the transcript as partial. The record is from RefSeq and is a predicted model, not a curated record. Lineage: Eukaryota; Metazoa; Chordata; Mammalia; Primates; Indriidae. The transcript has 3 exons.